GCAACUUCCCUGCUUGCAUCCAACAACUUGUGCAAUGGCGCUGGUUCUAGCCACUUUGGCUCUGACAUUCGCCACCAUUAUGGGGAUGGUGGCUGCAGCUGUUCUUGCAUAUUUUUGCUGGAAUGGCGUAAUGUGGCUAAUUGAACCAAACGAUGGACCUGUACCUCCGAGCAUGACGUGGGAUGUGCGGAACCGUCCCAUGAAUGCAUGGACAGAUGGUUCUGCAGCACGUGAUUUAGUUCAACGUGCUGACGUUGUGGGCAGAGCUCCGAUGUGUCAAGAGCUUGCUUGGAAUGGUCAGAUGCUGUCGUCCCAUGCAAAUGCUGGAGUCAACAAAUACCAGUACAAGGAUUUUGGCCGGGAUUGGUUGAACAAGCAAACUGGAGAGUGUGCAAUCGAAGAGGAAAUUCAAUCGCCCCCUCCUCGAGCUAGGAAGGAAACCACACCCUUGGAUUUGAGUCCAGUGGCAGUCAAAAUGCCAAAUAGAAGUAGGGUUGCACAAGAAGUGGUCUCGAUGGAAGACCUCCAGAAGGGAUAUGCAGCUCACUUCGCAUUGUGGUUCAAUGGCGACCUGCAAUAUCAUCUCGGCAAUCUUCGUGCAGUGACUGACGCGUACGCACUGAAUGCUCCGGAUAUGUGCUACUGCUUCCUAUGUCUGGAAGCAGCUGCUAAAGGCACAUUGACUUUGAAAAAAUGGGCUACUGGUGUGUAUGCCGCUCGCAUCUGGCUAGUUUCCCUGGCCCGCUUUGUGAAGACAGCUCAACGAACGCGCGGGGCGCAGGAUGAAGACAAGAUGGAGCCUCUAUGCCAGGAGUGGCAAUACAAUCAGGAUCAUUUUGUUCGGGAAGUCUUGGCGUGCGAGGUGCCUUUUCAACGGGAGCACGGCCGGACUUUGCUUGCAGCCUUCCAGACAGAGGAUAUCAGGAAGGUGGAAGUGCGCCGUGCCCAGCAAAUUCUUUUGCAGCAUGGAGCCACUGCGCCAGUCAAAGGACAGCGGCAGCUAGCAUUACCUUUGAGUUCAUCUCAAAAGGAUGCCAAAACCAAGGCAUUGACCAACGAGGUUUUGCCUUCGGCAUCGGAUUGUGUUCCCAAGCGACGGAAUGCUGAAGUUGGAACUGUCGCAUUACCAACAAAGCGCCCUCGCAAGUGGUGAGCAGCCGCCUACGCUGACUCCCAAGAUGAUCGACCUGUGCAUGAUCAUAUCACAUUCCAUGUUUGAAUUCGGCUGAAGCGCAGAGCAGUGUCUGAAAAGAGGGCCAGCACUCUUCGGGCGAGGUGCCUGCGCUGUUUGCAUCAAUUCAAUUAUCUUGCAGUCAUGUGAAGCCGACUGCAACUUGUACAAGUAGCAGGAGUCUCAAGGCUUAUUCGAGGCUUUCUUAUGGAGGAGUCUUGUUGCUCAAUAGGACCAUGGCAUGAAACAAUUGCAAGACCUGUCC
This is a messenger RNA of Cladocopium goreaui, 1436 nucleotides long. The record is from the annotation of a GenBank genome assembly. NCBI's taxonomy places the organism in Eukaryota, Dinophyceae, Suessiales, Symbiodiniaceae.